CUGUCUUUCUAACCAAACAAAUAAAACAAAAAAUCUCCAGACUUUAUCCAAAUUUCAGCAAAUUUAUGAUCUAAGCAAAUAAUGAGUCUGAGUCUCAUUCACCAUAAACUCCCAAUUUCUUCUUUUUCUUCUUCUUACUUCAAUUUUCAACCUUCAAUUUCAACCAACACUCUAAAAAAUCCUUCUUUCCCAAUUCACUCUAAAACCCCUUCUUUAACCACACCCCCCUCUUCUACUAAUACCCCCAUUUUUCUCCCACUUUUCGAACAACACGAACAAGAAGCAGAACAAAAUGAAAAAUCCAAUCAUGAUCCAAUCUACAAAUUCUUCAAAAACCGCACCAUGGUUUCAUCUCAAAACCCUUCAGAAGAAGGAAAAUUGCUCCUUCGGAAGAAUCGUCGCGCAAAGUGGCACCUUGCUUCACAAGACCUUGAAGAAGAAGAAGAAGAAGAAGCUGAAAUGGGUAUGAAUGAUGAACAAAUGGUGUCCCAGAAGAAAGAAUCACCAUUGCCUGAAGGUGUUGUUGAAGAAAUUCUUCAUCUUGCAAGGAAUUUACCACAAAAUUUGACUCUAGAGGAGGCUUUAGAAGAGUAUGAUAAAAGGGUCAGUGAGAAAGAGUGUUUAAAGGUUAUGGAAAUACUUGGGGAAGAACAACUUGUGGUGUGUUGUUUGUAUUUGUUUCAGUGGAUGAGGUCACAGGAACCAUCACUUGUUACACCAAAGGUUUAUACUACGUUGUUUCCUUUGUUGGGAAGAGCAAGGAUGGGUGAUAAGUUGAUGGUUUUGUUCAGAAAUUUACCAUCUAGCAAGGAAUUUAGAAAUGUUCGUGUUUAUAACGCUGCAAUUUCAGGUCUUCUCUAUGAUGGCAGGUAUAAGGAUGCUUGGAAGGUUUACGAGUCAAUGGAAACCGAUGGUGUUCUUCCGGAUCAUGUGACAUGCUCCAUUAUGAUUAUUGGUAUGAGAAAACUUGGCCAUAGUGCAAAAGAUGCAUGGCAAUUUUUUGAGAAAAUGAACCAAAAAGGAGUCAGAUGGGGUAAAGAAGCCUUCGGUGCAUUGAUAAAGUCAUUUUGUGUUGAGGGUCUGCUGAGUGAAGCUCUCAUCAUCCAAUCCGAAAUGGAGAAGAAAGGGAUUUCUUCAAAUGCAAUUGUUUACAACACUCUUAUGGAUGCAUAUUGUAAAUCCAAUCGUGUAGAGGAGGCCGAAGGCCUUUUUGUUGAGAUGAAAGCUAAAGGGAUUAAACCGACCGCAGUUACAUUCAACAUUCUAAUGUAUGCAUACAGCCGAAGAAUGCAACCUAAGAUCGUAGAGAGUCUGCUGGCAGAAAUGAAGGAUUUUGGCUUGAAGCCAAAUGCCAAUUCAUAUACCUGUCUAAUCAGUGCAUAUGGGAGGCAGAAAAAGAUGAGCGACAUGGCUGCAGACGCAUUCUUGAAGAUGAAGAAAGUUGGUAUAAAACCUACUUCACAUUCCUAUACAGCAAUGAUCCAUGCAUAUUCAGUUAGCGGUUGGCAUGAGAAAGCUUAUGCGGUAUUUGAAAACAUGAUCAGAGAAGGUAUCAAACCUUCAAUAGAAACCUACACUACGUUACUAGAUGCAUUCAGACGUGUUGGUGACACCGAAACAUUGAUGAAAAUAUGGAAGCUGAUGAUGAGCGAGAAAGUUAAAGGAACACAGGUUACAUUCAACAUUCUUGUUGAUGGCUUUGCCAAACAAGGUCUCUUCAUGGAAGCAAGAGAUGUAAUCUCUGAAUUUGGGAAGAUCGGAUUGCAGCCAACAGUGAUGACAUAUAAUAUGCUGAUAAAUGCAUACGCGCGAGGAGGGCUAGACUCGAACAUUCCACAGUUGCUGAAAGAGAUGGAAGCUCUUAGACUAAGACCAGAUUCUAUAACAUAUUCAACUGUGAUAUAUGCGUUUGUUCGUGUUCGAGACUUUAAGCGGGCGUUUUUUUAUCACAAGGAGAUGGUCAAGAGUGGGUAUGUAAUGGAUAUUAGUUCUUACCGGAAGCUUCGUGCGAUUCUGGAUGUGAAAGUUGCAGACAAGAACAAGAGUGAUAAGGUAGCCAUGUAUGGUAUAAUUAACAAACAGAUGGGAUUUAUGAAAAAUAAAAGGAAAAAAGACGAGUUCUGGAAGUACAAGACAGGACGUCCAAUAAAACCAUAGUUCUGAUGUUGAUGUAUAUUAACAGCUAAUGGUGCAAUGCUGUUUAACAGUGUAAGUUCAAUUUUGAUCAAAUUGAGCUUCUGCAUUUUAACUUUGAACAUUUUGUCAUCAUAGGCUGCUUUUUCAAUCAACAAUAUAUGUCACUUAUUUUCAGGUAGAUGCGACUAGUUUGAAAUUUUAAAUGUGCAUGCACACAUUGGGAGUGUUCAUUACUUGAUAAACAAUGAUAAACGAAACAAAUUUAUAAAGUUCACAUGCUUAAAAUCUCCACCCUUUUAUCAUAAAAGUCUGUCUGCUUAGGUUAAUUGCAACCAUUUGUUGUGUAUCUGUCGACUGACAAACCAAUGCUCUUCCUCCUAUCCAUGAUGGGGUUGUUAGGAUUUUGGUGUUUGGAGUAUUGAUGUUUUUUGUAUGGUCGAUGGUACGUCAUAUUAGGGAAUUUGUACAAACAAUUUAUUACUAAUAAUGGAAGAUCAGUAUGAAUUGCCAUUGUUGUUUGAA
Molecule: messenger RNA, 2658 nt
Organism: Medicago truncatula (barrel medic)
Lineage: Eukaryota; Viridiplantae; Streptophyta; Magnoliopsida; Fabales; Fabaceae
Product: pentatricopeptide repeat-containing protein At5g50280, chloroplastic
Exons: 2
Coding region: 82-2157 (691 amino acids)
Molecular function (GO): protein binding
Source: RefSeq, a predicted model, not a curated record